AUGUGCAAAAGAGGGCUCCUGGACCCCAGAAGAAGGCAUGGGGAGGUCUCGGCGGCCAUGAUGGUGAACUUUGGGGACCACACCAGUGGCUUUCGUCACAACGAUGUAAUCAGUUUCAUCAACAGCGAGGUCCUCAUGAACGGAGGCGACCAUGAUUUCUAUACGGCCUUCUGCUCGGGACCCUGGAGUGAGGUAGAGGAUCGGCUGCGAGUUGUCUUAGCUAACCCACAGGUGCCGCACGCCAUCAAGAGGGCCUGUGCCUGGAACGCGCUGGCCUUUAGCGUGCGUGUUGGCAUGAGGCAGCAGGAGCGGCAGGAGCGUCAGAUCCGGUGGCUGCAGGAGCAGAUAGAGGAGCAAGAGAAGACUUACUGGGCCCUGGCCUUCAAGCUGCAGCGCCUGCGUGAUGAGCGGGAGGAGAUGGUGUCACAGUUGCGUUUCACAUGGGUCUCACUGAAGCAGGUGCUGAAGGAAUGUGAUGUGCUUCGUGGGCGGCUGCUCCAGGUCCCCCCAUUGGCCCAAGAGAUGGGGCCUGGGCCUCGAGCCAAGCAAUUUGGGGCAGUAGCAUGGCCCAUGAGCACGGAGCAGCAGGUGGCCAUGGGAGUGCCUGGCAGGCCUUAUUUUGAGGCAGUUGCUGAUAGGCUGAGGCAGAUGCCUGCCCCAGAAGCUGCUGUUUAUGUGCCAGGACCACCAAGUUCCUGGUCUCAGGCCAUGAAACCCCCUAUGCCAAUGCCGAUGCUGUAUCCAUUUCCAUACCAUGCACCAUUCCCCAUGGGAUCACAAUCCUUGCCGCCUGUACCACCAGCAGAAGCAGAAGCUGCAGCAGUCCCAUUUCAGAUGCCUUCUCCGGGAGCCUCUCUACCUGGCCCAUUGGUUGCAGUGGGCUUUCAAGAGAAGAUAGCCCCCCUGGGCAACAAGAAGAGCUACAGCCAGGGAGGUCCUGAGAUCCUGCAGGGUACAGUCCCCUUAGGGGGUAUCAGAAGUCUUAACCAGGAAGAAGGUCAGGAGAGGUCACAGGAGAUGGUCCCUCUGGGGACCAGUGGGAGCCACAGCCAGGAAGAAGUUCCCAGAAGACCCCAGGGGACUGUUCCCCUGGGGGACAGCAGAAGCCAGAAUCAGGAGAGAGAUCUAGAGAGAUUCCAGAGGAUUCUCCCCCUGGAGUACAAUAGAAGUCACAAGCAAGAAGAUCCAGAGAGACCCCAGGGGACUGACCACCUGGGAGUCAGCAGAAGCCAGAGCCAGGAAGGAGGUCCAGAGAGGCCUCAGGCUACUGCCCAGGGGGACAGCUGGAGCCAUGAUGGGAGAGAAAACCCAGAGAAACAACAGCCUCAGGAGCAGAAGACCGAGAAACCAAAAGGGAAAGAAGCCUCAGAAUCAUACCACAAGGAGAAGUCUGCUUCAGGUUGCAGUUCAGUGAAUUGGAAGUGCCCAUGGUGUAAAGUGAUGAAUUUUUCGUGGUGCAAGUCCUGCUAUAAAUACAGGAAAGUCUGGAGGGCAGUUGGGAGUGGAGGCCCAGACUCAGGACAAACUCACCGAUUUCAGGAAGGUGCUGAAUUCUACAUGGUUGAUACUGAUUGA
Molecule: messenger RNA, 1575 nt
Organism: Rangifer tarandus platyrhynchus (Svalbard reindeer)
Lineage: Eukaryota; Metazoa; Chordata; Mammalia; Artiodactyla; Cervidae
Source: the annotation of a GenBank genome assembly